AUGGCGUCAACAAAAUCCGCAGAUCUCGGAUUUCCAAUCUAUGUAUGCUUUUGUGCUUUCGUAGCCGCCAUUUCUGGUUUUAAUGUCGGAUGGCAUAUUGGUGUCCCCAACAUGCCUGCCAAAAUCAUUACCCAAUGUCCUGGUGGAGAAACAACAAUCGGCGGUCUUCCCUCUUGUUUGCCUAUGGACAGCUUUACUUGGGGUUAUACGGUUGGUGCUUUCGCUCUUGGUGGUCUUGCAGGUGCUUUGGCAACUACUUACCUUAACGUAUGGUUCACCCGUCGCCAAAACAUCAUCAUUUCUUGCGGCUUGUAUAUUGUUGGUGGUGUGCUAUCCGCAGCAUCCGCGCAUGUUGUCAUGUAUGCUGUUGGUCGUGCUUUUGUUGGUCUUGCUUCGGGUGGAGCUGGUUCUUCAGUUGCCAUUUACAUCUCGGAAAUUUCAACCAAGAGAUGUCGUGGUGCCCUUGGCAGUGUGUUUGAAUUCCUUCUCAAUAUGGGUAUCCUUUUGUCUUUUGUCGCUGGCCGAUAUAUGGCAUUUGCUCCUGUGUGGCGUCUUGGAUGGGCCAUUCCCACCAUUGUUGCUGGUAUUCAGAUGCUGACCAUGAUUUUCUUCUGUGCUGAAUCUCCUCGACGUUUGUGCGCCGAUGGAAAAUACGACGAUGCCAGAGCGGCUUUGCAACGAUUCCGCAAGGGUGCUGAUAUUACUGAAGAAUACCAAGAUUUGAUCGAUGCCCGCCAGCGUGAAAUUGAAUCUGGUGUGCAAAAGAUGAGCAUGCUUGAUGUUAUUCUGUGCAAGGAUAGACACGUCAGCUGGAAUACUUUCAUUGUCGUGAUGAUUCAAGCUUCCAACCAAGUUGGUGGUAUUGGACCCUUGUCUGGUAUGUUAUCAUUAUCGUCAUUGAAUAUGUACACAAUAAUCUAUGCUGCCAGUUUCCUUACUACCGUCUUGAAUGGAAACAGCCAACUUGCUAGCGAUAUCUCACUUGUUAAUGCUACUGGCAAAAUUGUCGCUACGUUUAUCACGAUUUUCACUUUGAACAAAGUCGGUCGUAAGGGUUUCAUGUUGAUCUCAUCUCUGGGCAUGUCUAUCUUCUGUAUGUUCAUCGUCAUUGGUGCCGUCCUUGGUGAGACUCGAGAAGGUCUUGGACCUUUGGUUAUCUGUGGUGCCGUUGCAUAUACUUUUGUGUAUGCUAUGGGCUGCGGUACUAUCCCAUGGAUCAUUGCUCCCGAACUUUUGCCCCUCAAGGCUCUUCCUCCUGGUUCCGCUUUGGGUGGUGCUUCCAACUGGUUCUUCAACUUCCUCAUCAACACCCUUUGGCCCCAGCAAUUGGCAAAUCUCGGCAACUACAGUUUCAUUGUAUUUGCUGUUGUCAACUUUAUUCUUUUCCUGUUCUUUUUGUUCUUUAUGCCUGAAACAACUGGCAGAGAUCUUGAUGAGAAGAAGGCUCCCAGCGGCGAUGUUGAAAACCACGGUUCGGCUGGUUCGACCGAAGGCAACUCCUUCUCUGACGAGGUCAAGCAAGAGAAAACCCACAUCGAGCAUGUUAACUAG
Radiomyces spectabilis is the source of this 1551-nucleotide messenger RNA. Its product is annotated as general substrate transporter. Bases 1 to 1551 code for a protein of 516 amino acids. Gene Ontology annotation, molecular function: hexose transmembrane transporter activity. Gene Ontology annotation, biological process: monosaccharide transmembrane transport. The transcript is spliced from 6 exons. Lineage: Eukaryota; Fungi; Mucoromycota; Mucoromycetes; Mucorales; Radiomycetaceae. The record is from RefSeq and is a predicted model, not a curated record. Gene Ontology annotation, cellular component: membrane.